GUCGCUGAGCCAACAGAGUAAGUAUAGGUAUUAAGACAACUAAUGAAAAUAUGUUUACAGAGACCUUCAAUCCGGUUAGCCGUCGUGGCAGCACUGUACCUGGUGACAGGUUCAGAAGCUGGUGUUGAAAUAAGACGCGCUGGCUGGCUCGACCGUGUUGUUGCUUAUCAUAAAGAAAAGUUCAUUAAAGAUGUCGAGAAAUUCGCACCAGUAAACAUAAAUGUGACAUUAACGAAAGCACCACCCGACUUUGUCGACUCUCAAGAAUGGGAUUAUAAUUCUGUAAUACGCCUCCUGGCGCUGAUACGCGAGAGUGAGACCCCAGUACACGUGAGAAGAGAACUGCGAAGAAUGCUGAAACCCACGAGAAGAAUCAUGAUGAGCGUUAAAGAGAGCAUGAAAUUCUUUCCCAGUCUUAGCAAGUUGGAAUCGAAUUCAUUCUACUACGAUAUUGAGUAUUAUGACUCUGAGGAGCUGCCACCUCCGCCGAGGGUGCCCGAGGAUGAGGUAGUCGUGGUCGUCUCGAACCCAGUCGAGGCUCGCUUGCCCAGCGCUAGGAUCAGUGUUAAACUGCUAAGGGAGAUAUUACUGGCUCGUGCUAUAGCAGCCCGCGCUAUGCCAAGCACCGAGAAAUCCACAAUACCCUGGAUUCCAAUGAACAAGACCAAUGCUGCGGCCACUAGUGCUGCGGCCCCUAGUGCUGCGGCCCCUAGUGCUGCGGACCCUAGUGCUGGGGGCUCUACUACUGAUGCCACUGAUAAUACUACCUAAAACAUAACCAGCGGACUAAACGUGGGAAUAAAUCUAACUACCCACGUAUUUAAAUGUCAUAUUUUAUUUAUUUUUUUAGUUUUUGUAGUUGUAA
This is a messenger RNA of Trichoplusia ni (cabbage looper), 865 nucleotides long. RefSeq lists its product as uncharacterized. The record is from RefSeq and is a predicted model, not a curated record. The transcript is spliced from 5 exons. NCBI's taxonomy places the organism in Eukaryota, Metazoa, Arthropoda, Insecta, Lepidoptera, Noctuidae. Bases 43 to 771 code for a protein of 242 amino acids.